AUGGUCGAGCCUGAUCGUCUGGAGCUUCUUAAGGCCUUCGACGAAUCCAAAGCUGGUGUCAAAGGGGUAGUCGAUGCUGGAAUCACCAAAGUCGUCCCACCCAUUUUCGUGGGUUUAAAGAAAGAUCCCUCCAUCGCCGGCGACCACAAGACAUCUGGCCAUUUCAGUAUUCCAGUGAUUGAUCUGGCUGACAAUGAAGGACGAUCUGCUGAGGUGAUCGACCAAGUCCGGAGGGCCGCAGAGAGCUUUGGGUUGUUUCAGGUGGUGAACCAUGGGAUGCCUAGGAGAGUGAUGGAGGCGACGCGUGGGUUUCACGAGCUACCGAGGGAGGCGAAGGCUGAGUACUAUGGUAGGGAACCGGAGUGGAAGGUCAGAGAUAUAAUUAUGGAGUAUUCCACGCAUGCUCAUAAAUUAGGUGUCAUUUUGUUUGAAUUGCUAUCUGUGGCGCUUGGGCUCAAACCUGAUCAACUUAAAAACUUGGAUUGCACUGAGAAGCAUAUGAUUCUUAAUCACUACUAUCCCCCAUGCCCUGAACCUGAACAAGCUAUUGGCGCUAUUGAACACACGGAUCCUUAUUUUCUGACCAUCCUACUUCAAGACAAAAUUGGUGGACUCCAGAUUUUGUACCAAAACCACUGGAUUGAUGUUCCUAAUGUACCUGAAGCUUUAGUGGUGAACAUUGGAGAUCUCUUGCAGGCAAGCUCUCUAUGUCAUAUAUAG
Messenger RNA from Rosa rugosa (rugosa rose), 720 nucleotides. RefSeq names its product deacetoxyvindoline 4-hydroxylase-like. The record is from RefSeq and is a predicted model, not a curated record. Bases 1 to 720 code for a protein of 239 amino acids. The transcript has 2 exons. Lineage: Eukaryota; Viridiplantae; Streptophyta; Magnoliopsida; Rosales; Rosaceae.